UAAAACAAUGCAGAGCUCCGUGUCAUUUACAUUACCACCUGUGCAAUCGUUCAAAUCAACCGAGGACCGGACUAUAUCUAGGGUUAUAUCACAAGCGAGCAUAAAAAGUAGCAGAGAUCAAAAUGAAGAAGAGUAUGCACUCGGAGUUGAGGAAAAUACUGAGCGUGGGAAUUGGGAUUCUAACAUCGAAUUCAAACUUACCUGUCUGAGUUUCUGUACGGGUUUAGGGAAUAUAUGGAGAUUUCCAUAUUUAUGCUUUAAAAAUGGUGGGCCUGUGUUUUUAAUACCUUUGGGUAUUAUGCUGAUAUGUAUUGGAAUACCACUUGUAUUUCUUGAGCUUACCCUCGGCCAGUUCAGUAGUAGUAGUCCAUUGACGGUUUGGAGGUGCAUGCCUCUUCUCAAAGGUAUUGGUACUUCGAACAUCUUUUCAAACGUCAUUGUCAUAGUAUAUUACAGUAUGCUGACCGGAUGGUCUAUAUUGUACGUUUUUUCGUCGUUCACAAGUGUCCUUCCAUGGACGAACUGUUAUAAUACGUGGAAUACAAAAGGUUGUUCUGAAUUACUAGAAAACACACCAUGUAAUGAAUCUCGGCAAAUGAAAUACGAGAAUGGAACGUGUUUUAUGGAUUCAAUGCAAAUUGGAUUGUGGGACGAGGACAAAUACCUCAAUACAACAGGACAGGCCAAGUCCUCCGCUGCAGAGGAGUACUUUUUCUCAUAUACACUUGGUAUAAGUGAUGGAAUAGAAUCGAUUGGAUCACCCAAGUACAAUUUGGUGUUAGUCAUCUUGCUGGUUUGGCUCAUCAUAUACGUUUGUCUGAUCAAGGGAGUUAAAACUAUGGGGAAGGUUGUGUAUUUCACUGCUACCUUCCCAUAUGUAAUUCUCACCAUAAUGUUGGUAUUUGGAGCCACCCAAGAUGGAGCAAGAAAUGGCGUCGAGCUGUAUCUUUCAAAACCUAACUGGACUCGAUUGACCGAAGCAGCUGUUUGGCAGGACGCUGCGGGGACUGUAUUUUUCUCCACUAGUGUUGGCGGUGGGGAGGUCAUAGGGCUGUCUAGUUUCAACAGGUUUCACAAUAACAUAUUUAGGGAUGGCGCGUUAAUUAUCGUCGGUACUUCACUGACGGCACUCUAUGCAGGUUUUGUUGUGUUUGUUAACCUCGGCGUACUCGCCAGACAGAUGGGGGUCGAUGUACAAGACGUCGUAAAAGAAGGGCCAGCGAUGACUUUUGUGACUUUCCCAUUUGCAUUGUCCAAAUUACCCAUUCCUCAACUGUGGUCUGUGAUGUUCUUUCUAUUGUUGACAACACUGGGCUGCAACGCACUAUUUGCCGUCACGGAAUCGAUUAAUGCGUCUGUGUUUGAUGUAUUCCCGAAGCUGAGACCAUCUAGGCCUAUAGUGACAGUAGUUAUCAUCGCCUUCUUCUUUGUGCUUUCCUUACCAUUGACAACUCCUGGAGCAAUGUACAUAUUUGUCAUUUUGGAUAACUACACAGUGGUAUGGCCUUUUCUGAUCAUGGGCCUAAUGGAAUGCAUCUGCAUUGGAUGGUUUUAUGGGGCCAAUCGAUUCCUUGAGGAUCUUCAACUAAUGAUUCCUCUGUGGAAACCUGUCAGGAUUUGGUUAAAAGUUUGCUGGAAGCUGAUAUGCCCAGGAAUGAUUUUGUGUGUGUUGAUAUUCUCGUUGGUUGCAUAUUCUCCUCUUACAUACAACGAUUAUACAUAUCCUAAAUGGGCAGAGGCUUUAGGAUGGGUUCUUGCUGCCUUAUCAAUUGGAACCAUACCUGCAUUGGCAAUAGCCGAGAUUCUCAAAGAGGAAGGACAAAUUUUACAGAGAAUACGAAAAUUAGCACGUCCCACUGUCGACUGGGGCCCCGCACUUGUAAGGCAUAGGAAGCUUGUGUUCUACGUCACAGGUUUCGUGGUGAAUCCAAAAGAGAAAUCAAGACAUAUCCCGUAUAAGAUAGAUGAUGAAAAUAAACGACGUCUGUCUGUUUUGAGUAGAAAUUCGAAAGUUUCUCUUCAUAAAGUAGUAAACUUGGCUCCACGGGUUUUUGAAGAACCCAACACUGAACUACAACCUAACAUCCCAACCCAGAGCCAGGAAUUAAAUCAGUUAAAACGCGUAACAUUUUAUUAAAUGCAAACAUAGAUUUGUGUGCAGAGUGUAU
Molecule: messenger RNA, 2168 nt
Organism: Owenia fusiformis
Lineage: Eukaryota; Metazoa; Annelida; Polychaeta; Sabellida; Oweniidae
Source: the annotation of a GenBank genome assembly